AUGGAGGCCGACUCCUCGCAGACCACAAAUCAGAUGCAAACGGAUUCAUUGUCUCCAUCUCCUAACACUGUGUCACCAGUGCCUUUAAGUAACCCCACAAGUGCCCCACGAUUUGGAACAGUGAUUCCUAAUCGCAUUUUUGUUGGAGGAAUUGAUUUUAAGACUAACGAGAAUGACCUAAGGAAGUUUUUUUCCCAGUAUGGCUGUGUUAAAGAAGUAAAAAUAGUAAAUGACCGGGCAGGAGUAUCAAAGGGGUAUGGUUUCAUCACAUUUGAAACUCAGGAAGAUGCACAAAAGAUCCUGCAAGAGGCUGAAAAGCUAAAUUAUAAAGAUAAGAAACUGAACAUCGGUCCAGCAAUAAGAAAACAACAAGUAGGGGUUCCUCGAUCUAGUAUCAUGCCAGCCGCUGGUACAAUGUACUUGACUACUUCCACUGGAUAUCCUUAUACAUACCACAACGGUGUGGCUUAUUUCCAUACUCCUGAAGUUACCUCUGUUCCACAGCCAUGGCCUUCACGUUCUAUUUCCAGUUCCCCUGUAAUGGUAGCCCAACCUGUAUAUCAACAGCCUGCAUAUCAUUAUCAGGCUCCAGCACAGUGUCUUCCAGGACAGUGGCAGUGGAGUAUUCCCCAGUCUCCUGCGUCUCCCACCUCAUUCUUUUAUCUGCACCCUUCUGAAAUUACUUACCAACCCCUGGAAAUUACACAGGAUGGUGGAUGUGUGCCUCCUCCUCUUUCCCUAAUAGAAGCUGCAGUUCCAGAGCCAUAUUCCGAUCACGGCGUUCAAGCGGCCUAUCACCAAGUUUAUGCUCAGAGUGCGAUUGCCAUGCCAGCCCCUGUGAUGCAACCUGAGUCUAUCAAAGAAGCCAGGAUACACUCUGUGAGAAGAAAUUUUUCUCAUUCUUCAUCUAUGAGUUUGAAGCCUCGAUAUGCGCGAAGUCCCCAUUUUCAUCCUAGAAAAGAUUAUAGAUCAGACGACACAAUGCUCGCUACUUCUUCUACAGACUCUGUUAAAUAG
Messenger RNA from Eublepharis macularius, 1017 nucleotides. It is a transcript of the gene BOLL, whose product is annotated as boule homolog, RNA binding protein. The record is from RefSeq and is a predicted model, not a curated record. Lineage: Eukaryota; Metazoa; Chordata; Lepidosauria; Squamata; Eublepharidae. The transcript has 11 exons. Bases 1 to 1017 code for a protein of 338 amino acids. Gene Ontology annotation, molecular function: RNA binding; protein binding.